Mercurialis annua (annual mercury) is the source of this 1221-nucleotide messenger RNA. RefSeq lists its product as uncharacterized. NCBI's taxonomy places the organism in Eukaryota, Viridiplantae, Streptophyta, Magnoliopsida, Malpighiales, Euphorbiaceae. The record is from RefSeq and is a predicted model, not a curated record. The transcript has 10 exons. Bases 80 to 889 code for a protein of 269 amino acids.
GAAAUUUUUGCAAGAAGAAAGGAAAACAUUUGCAGAAGAAACACAAAAAAAGUGCUGUUUCUCCUAACUGGAGAAAAAAAUGGAGAAAAAUAAAACAGCAACUGUCAUAAUUCUUCUUUUGAUAUCUCUCUUCUUGCACUCAGCUCAAUCUCAGGAAAUUGAAGAAAAUUCAGCUGCAAGAGGUGUUAAGAAAGAGAAAAUGCAUGCACAUGAAGUACAUUGUUCUAGAGAAAGAAGUAGGGCUGCCUGGCAAAUUAUAGAGGAGUAUUUGCUGCCCUUUGUGGAACGGGAGAGGUACCAGAUUUCGAAUAAAUGUAGACUUCAUGCUGAAAAUGAUCUGUUCAGAGAUCAAGAAGAGCACAAGAUUCACGUGGAUGUAAAUGAAUGGAAGUGUGGAUACUGUAAGAAGAGCUUCCGUGCUGAAAAAUAUAUUGAUCAGCAUUUUGACAACAGGCACUACAAUCUUCUUAACACCAGUGAGAGCAAGUGCUUGGCUGAUUUAUGUGGGGCACUGCAUUGCGAUUUUGUGUUGAAAACCAAAACACCAAAGACAAAAUGCAAUCCUGCAGCUGUUGCAAAGAACCGGCACCUGUGUGAGAGUCUUGCAGAUAGCUGCUUUCCUCUCAAUCUGGGGCAUUCAGCAAGUCACCUUCAUGAGUUGUUUUUGCACCAAUUCUGUGAUGCACACACUUGCUCAGGGAAAAAAAAACUUUUUCCUAAAGGCGGCAGGAAGCACACAAGUGUAUUCUACCUAGCUAUUUCAAUAUUGACUUUGAUGCUGCUGCCUCUCUUCUAUCUCAUAGUUUAUUUGUAUCAAAGGGAAAUGAGGCAGGGAACCCAACAGCUGAGGCGAAUCAAUCCAGUUGGACAGAAAAAGAAACCAUCAUAGUCAACUGGCAUACUUAAGCUACUCCUCCACAAGAUCAUUAUAUAGCAAAAGCAGAGGACUUGUUUGAAAGACCGAACUUGACACAUUGGCCAUGGACAAAUUAUUCCAGGAGAUGGUUCAAAAACCGAUUAUGUGUUGAUAUUCAGAUCUCUUGUGAAAUGGCAUCCACCCCGAUUUUUGUGCUCUUCUGAUAUGGAAAAUUUGAACAUAUACUUCCAACUUUUCUGUAACAAUUAUACUAUUGACUAAUGUUUAGAGGCUUGUUGUAAAUGAUUGAAUAUGCAAUGUCAAUCUUACUUAUGAGUUAUAAACAGAACACCCUUUGUCCGCGA